This is a messenger RNA of Syzygium oleosum, 2476 nucleotides long. Its product is annotated as subtilisin-like protease 1. The coding region runs from base 26 to 2368 and encodes 780 amino acids. The record is from RefSeq and is a predicted model, not a curated record. The transcript has a single exon. Gene Ontology annotation, molecular function: serine-type endopeptidase activity. NCBI's taxonomy places the organism in Eukaryota, Viridiplantae, Streptophyta, Magnoliopsida, Myrtales, Myrtaceae. Gene Ontology annotation, biological process: proteolysis.
UGCGCACACAAACGCGCAUAUAUAUAUGCGCUCCCAGUUCAACUAUCUGACACACAAUUCAGAAGCAGGAGGCAUUUCUCUGUCUCUUCUGCAAAAUCGAGAUAUGGAAUACCAGAAAUGGAGAUUGUCUCCGACCACCUUGACGAUUUUCAUUCUUGGUCUCGUUUGCAUUCUAAGCAUUUCCCCUGUUAAUACUGCCGCUGCAGCAGCUGAUGCAGGCAGCUCCUUGUCAACUUAUAUCGUCCACGUCCGAACGCCAACGGACAAACAUUACGCCACUUCGGAGGAUCUCGAUGCUUUGUAUCGGCCGUUUUUACCUGCCACAGCGACUAGCUCUAACCAAGAGGAAAGAAUGGUUCACUCGUACCGACACGUGAUAUCUGGGUUCGCGGCCAAAUUGACCGCCGAGGAAGCUCAAGCCAUUCGGGAGAAGGACGGUGUUUUGCACGUGCAAAAGGAGGAGGUGCUCCCUCUACACACGACUCACACCCCCGACUUCUUGGGAUUGCGCCAAGGAGUGGGCCUGUGGAAGGACUCAAACUUCGGUAAGGGCGUGAUCAUCGGAGUAUUGGACACGGGGAUUUUCCCCAAUCACUCUUCCUUCAGCGACGAGGGGAUGCCUCCGCCCCCGGCCAAAUGGAAGGGCAGGUGCGACUUCAACAGCACAUCCUGCAACAACAAGCUCAUCGGUGCGAGGUCUUUUCUUUUCGAGGAGGACUCUCUGCCCUUUGAUAAAGAGGGCCACGGCACACACACUGCCAGCACGGCUGCCGGUGCUUUUGUGAGGAAUGCCAGCGCAUUGGGUAAUGCCAGAGGCACGGCCGUAGGCAUGGCGCCUCUUGCGCAUUUGGCAAUCUACCAGGUUUGCGACUUUCUCGGGUGCCUUGAGAGCGCCAUAUUAGCUGGGUUCGACGCCGCCAUCGAGGAUGGUGUUGAUGUGCUUUCCCUCUCUUUAGGAGCAGAUUCCCAGCCGUUCUUCACGGACCCGAUUGCGAAGGGUGCAUUUGCUGCCACCCAAAAGGGCAUCUUCGUCAGCUGCUCCGCAGGAAAUAAGGGGCCAGAUAUCAAGACAUUGUCAAACGAGGCACCGUGGAUUCUCAGCGUGGGAGCGAGCACCAUCGACCGCAGCAUAAAGGCCACAGCGCGGCUGGGGAAUGGGCUGGAGUUCGAUGGGGAGACCUUGUACCAACCGCAAGACUUCCAACCGGCGCUACUUCCCCUUGUUUAUCCGGGAGCAAAUGGAGAUCAAUCCUUGGCCCUCUGCCUUCCCGGAGCGCUUAGAAUGCGCUCGGACAUCAAAGGAAAAGUGGUUGUGUGCGACUAUGGCGGCAAUAGAGUCGCGACAGGUCAAUCGGUCCAGGAUGCAGGUGGUGCUGCCAUGAUCCUCGUGAACAGUCCCAUUGAGGGAUACACCACAUUAGCCGAUGCGCAUGUCCUACCCGCAGUCCAUGUGAGAUAUGUCGCUGGGAAAGAGAUCAAGAGAUACCUAAGCACAGCGUCAGCGCCGAAGGCGACGAUCCUAUUCAAAGGCACUCACAUCGGAAGAUCGGUCGCCCCGGCUGUAGCAUACUUCUCUUCCCGCGGCCCCAACAUCCAAAGCCCAGGGAUCCUCAAACCGGACAUCAUCGGCCCAGGUGUGAACAUUCUCGCCGGUUGGCCAUCUAGUUUAGACAAUUCUACGGACAGCAAGCACGCAUUCAACGUGAUCUCAGGGACCUCCAUGUCCUGCCCCCACCUCAGUGGUGUGGCGGCCCUGCUCAAGAGCGCGCACCCUGACUGGUCGCCAGCGGCCAUCAAGUCCGCCAUCAUGACCACUGCCACCACCUCCAGCAUGGUGGGCCGACCCAUUGUGGACCAGGCGCUCCAUCCGGCGGACAUAUUUGCCACAGGCGCAGGACAUAUCAACCCAUCGAAGGCCGUCGACCCAGGUCUCAUUUACGACAUCAGACCGCAAGAUUACGUUCCUUACCUUUGUGGGCUCAACUACACCGACUCCCAAAUCGAGCUCAUAGUUAAAAAACGAGUCAAAUGCUCGAGCAUAAAGAGCAUACCCGAUUACCAGCUCAACUAUCCAUCGAUCAGCGUGAGGUUCAACGAUUUGGUGACGAAGGUGAGUGUGACGAGGACGGUGAGGAACGUCGGACGUGCUAAGUCGUCUUACAGGAUGGUCAUCGACCCCAUCAUAGGUCUCGACUCGAUCGUCGUGUACCCGAGUGAUCUGGAGUUCACGGGGGCGAACCAGACAACGAGUUUUAGGGUUGACUUCACAAGGAAUGCGACGGCGACCACGCCCUUUUCUCAAGGGGCUAUCACUUGGGUAUCUGCUCAGCAUUCAGUUCGAACCCCUGUCGCUGUUUUGUUUGAGUGAUCACGCGGUGAGUGAUCAUAAUAUUGGCUUUUCUCGCUUUGUUUGCGUCCUGAAUAAUUGGCAGCUUAGUCAAUCUUAAAAAAAUGGAGAAAGUGAAUAUUCAUCAAA